Marasmius oreades (fairy-ring Marasmius) is the source of this 2722-nucleotide messenger RNA. RefSeq lists its product as uncharacterized. The record is from RefSeq and is a predicted model, not a curated record. Bases 431 to 2722 code for a protein of 763 amino acids. NCBI's taxonomy places the organism in Eukaryota, Fungi, Basidiomycota, Agaricomycetes, Agaricales, Marasmiaceae. The transcript is spliced from 3 exons.
CUCUCUCAUGCCCUAUCUCCUAUGGUCGCCGAUUGGUCCUCUUCAAAAACCGAAACGAAGUGGUAAGAUACAUCUGUCAUCGAUAUCAAUGAUGCUCGUCGCCCGUGUUACAGUUGAUGCAUGAUGUGUACAGUCUUCCGGCUGAAAAGUGUUCCGUCGAUCUUAAUAUUAAGUAUUCCGUUCAUUAACGAGUACAUGACUCUUGAGGUCCUUUUCAGUUUGUAAUCAGGAGGGGGUUGUACACAAUUGUAAGCUGAUAGGUACAUUGUUAACGUUGAUGUCAAGAAGAAAGGGAAAACAAGAGGAAACGUUGAACAGAUUCCAGCAGUGCGAAGAAGAACUCUCACGGGCACUCGGUCGCGUACCAUGAUCAUGAUGGAUCCCAACAAACCGUCCUACAAAAGCAGCCGUUGUUGAUUUUGCGCAGUGAAUGGCUACGAAUAUCUCUCACCAGCUACAGACUGGCACGGGAACGAGUCCGCGAUCUCAGUCCAACGGGCCGCAAAAACCUACAUUCCAAGCAUCAUGGGACGCGAUAGUGAAGGAGAUUGAUGCUCAUGACGAUGGACGGAUGAAAGGAUAUAAGGAGGACAUUGAUACUCUCUUGGUUUUCGCUGGUCUAUUUUCAGCAGUCGUCACGGCUUUUACAGUAGAAUCCUACCAGUGGCUGUCAGAAGAUCCUGCUGAUAUCACAGUCACACUCUUGACGCAAAUCUCCAAGCAAUUAAGCGGCCAAGCUAUAGCCAUACCUGAACCUGCACCAUUCAGCCCCACUCUUUCUAGUGUUCGAAUCAACACAUUCUGGUUUCUCAGUCUUACUCUCUCUUUGGUAGACGCCCUGUUUGGACUCCUCUGCAAGCAAUGGCUUCGAGAACAUCAACGACAGGUUCAUACACGUACACCCGGAGAAGCUUUGGCGCUUCGAUGGCUUCGCAACGAAAGUUUUGAGAGAUGGCAUGUCCCCAAGAUCCUCGCGGCACUUCCUAUCCUACUCGAGAUCGCCCUUUUCCUUUUUUUCGCCGGUCUAUUGGAUUUAUUGUGGGCCCGCCAUCAAAUUCCGUACGCCACCACCAUGGUGGUAUUGGGGUUUGCUAUUCUAGUCUACCUCGCUACCACCAUCAUCCCUGGAAUCAGUAUCAUACAACAAGCUCUCCAGCUACAUCCGUUUUCUAAACGGUGGUGGCCCCACGAACUCAUUUUCCAGUUACCACCGAUUCAAUUCGUUUGCCCCUACAAAUCGCCUCAGUCAUGGCUUAUCGUCCGGUUGUUCUCAGCCAUAUCUCAUCUACCGGGGUUCAAACAUGUUUUCCGUGUUGUCAUCUCCAAACGGUUCAAUGUAUACCCAUCAUCAGAAGGCGUCACCCUCAGUAUAAAAGAAAACGUCCACAACCUAUCGGACUGGUCUGCAUUGGACGCCACCGUAAUACGAAGGUUCUCCAAUAUGAAUUCUUGUCCGGACAUUUAUAGGUUGUUGGGCUUUCGAUGGCUAGUGCGGGAAUUUCAGGACCUUCCGUCCAUGAUACCUCAUCUCCGGAAUGUGUUGGAGCAGCCCGACCUCCCACCGUAUCUAGUCAUGCCCUGUGUCUUCGACGAGUGGAUAGCGUUGCAGGAGAGGGAAUGGCAACCCACUUUUCUCGAUGGUUACAUUGGUAUUGGGAACCACGUUCCUGCCCUGGUGGCCUCACGCGACGGUGGCGGCAACUCCUCCUCCUCCCCCUACUAUCCCCGCAAGGAUUUCGUUCUGUUUUCACAACUGCUUUAUUUCCGGCAUUUGAUAUUCGUCGCAUGGAACUUCCAGCCGUUCAAUCCGGCAAAGACAGUAUCGAUCCAGAGGAAAAUAUGGAAGAAUGUAGUCAACAAUCCGGAAGACCGUCAUGAGAUUGGCUUUCUCAUCCCGUUUGUUGCGGUCGAAGGCAUGUUGGACAUGGUGGACACGGUGAAUGCAAACCUGAACGGCGGUGUCAAUCCGAGUCUGUCGCUUGUGUUUGAAGUGUUGGGUUUUUACUUGGAUUGUUGGAACCACGUAGGCCGGCAGUCUCGUAGAGAGUUGUUGGCCGCUUUGGCGAAACACAUUACUGAUUCCCUUCCAUGGCCACCGGAAGCCAAAGCCAAAGGCGAGGGCGAGGGCGAGAUUAGAUCGGGAUCAGUGCUUGUAACGUCGCCGAAAGGCCUUGGAUUCCUCACUUCUGUUCAUAACAUGCUGGUCUACGAUUCCAUGUGGCAUCACGGAGGAGAGAGAGUUUCCAUAUACCUGUGGUUAGAUGCCUUGAACCGCGUGAAAACGUUCCACGGAUUACUGGCUAACCACCAUUUCCAACCGAUCCCGGGAUAUUUUUCAGUUUCUCCUGAACGGCUCGAAACUAUUCUCACUGAGGAUGGUGAUCCGACAUCUGAAUCCGUCAUCUUCGAUUUUUCAGACUCUUUUCAGCAAGCGUGGAAAACUGUAUCGCUUCGGGAUCGGUGUCGGAUGGUUGGUAUCCUGUCGAACCAUAUGGACCGCUUUCCGCUUGAAUUCCUUUCCAUGGUGAAUGACAAGCUACUAGCUGAGGCUUACCCGUGUUUUAUUCCUGAACAGUUGGCUCAGUCCUGGUCAACAGCUUUGGAAUGUCAUGUGCGUGUGGUCAAGUCGUUACCACCUGGCUAUUUCAAGCCUAUACCGUCCAUCGAUAGUCCUGCCGAAGCCGAGAUCGUAAAGUGGACCCGUGGUAUUGAGCGGGGGUGA